Messenger RNA from Ogataea haglerorum, 1548 nucleotides. RefSeq lists its product as uncharacterized. Lineage: Eukaryota; Fungi; Ascomycota; Pichiomycetes; Pichiales; Pichiaceae. The coding region runs from base 1 to 1548 and encodes 515 amino acids. Gene Ontology annotation, biological process: carboxylic acid metabolic process. The record is from RefSeq and is a predicted model, not a curated record. Gene Ontology annotation, molecular function: isocitrate lyase activity. The transcript has a single exon.
AUGAGCAACCUAAUUGCACAGUUUGAGGCCGACGUGUCCGAAAUAAAGCAGCGUUGGCAGUCACCCCGCCAGAAACACCUCCAGAGACCGUAUCCGGCGGAAAAAGUAGCCGCCAUGCGCAACUCCGUGCACAUCGACCACGUCUCGUCUGCACAGGGCAAUAAGCUGUGGGAGCUGCUAAAUAAGCAUCGCAAGGAACGUACGCCACUCCUCACGUUUGGCUGCGUCGACCCGGCCACCGCGUCGCAGAUGUCCCGUGCCGGAAUCGAGGCCGUCUACGUUUCCGGUGGCGUGUCUGCUCUGCAGGUGGCAGACGAAAUUGGCCGCGACCACGCUGACUAUCCAAGCGACACGGUGCCAAAAGUAGUGGCACGGCUGUUCAAGACCCAGUUAUUCCACGAUCGCAGGCAAAAAUCCUACUAUCUCGGCCGUCUGGCGGCGGAACAGGCAGAGUUGCCAGUCUACGACUACCUGCUGCCGAUGGUGGCAGACGGGGACAUGGGCUUUGGCAGCGUGACGGCCAUCAUGAAACAAACCAAGAUGUUUGCAGAGGCCGGUACGGCGAUGGUGCACUACGACGACCUGGCCAUCGGGCUCAAGAAAUUCACCGAGAAAGUAGGCCGCACAGUCGUCCCGCUGAGCGAGUACCUGCGCCGGCUAACUGCGGCACGGUUCCAGCUGGACGUGCUGGGAUCCGAGAUGCUGCUCAUGUCGCGCGUAGACUGUUAUCACGCCGACUUCAUUACUUCUGUCGUGGACUCCCGGGACCACAAGUACGUGCGGGGGGCCACAGUGGCCGGGAUCGAGUCUUUCAUCGGGACCAUGAACCGUGCGCUCGAAAGGGGUGAGAACGCAGCAGCAGCGCGUGCCCGGUGGCUCGAGCAGGCGAAAGUUAUGACGUUCCCGGAGGCCGUCGAGCAGGCAGCCACGGCAGAGGAGUACACAGAGUUCUGCCGGCUUUUUGAAGCCCGUCCCGCUCCGAGCCUGGACGAGAUGCGCGCGUUUGCCAAGAAAACGGUGGCCACCAAAAUUUAUUUCGACUGGGACGUGGCCCGCACCAGCGCCGGGCAAUACCUGUACAAGGCGUGUCCGCAGGCAGUUAUAGAGCGCGCCGUCGCCGCCAUGCCGCUUACAGACACUACGUGGGCUCGCAUGGACACGCCUGUCUGGCGCGAUAUCGUUGAGAUCCACACGGCUCUGCGUGCGGUCGACAGCGAACGGUGUUUCGGGUUCGGCUUCACGGGCAGUUUCGACUACGAAGCGGCCGGCUAUACGUGGCAGGAAGUGUGCGAGCUGCCAGCGCGGCUUGCCGAGAUGGGCAUCGUGUUCCAGACACAGCCGAUUUUCGCACUUCAGGGCGUCAACAUGUACGUGUAUGAGUUUGCGCGGAUGUUCAAGAAGGAGGGCAUUGCCGGUUAUGUCCGCGACGUGCAGCGGCCAUCGCUGGCGGGCGGCCACGACCACAGCGGGACCGCGUGGGGCGGAAAUUAUUUUGCCGAUGAGUGUCUGAACGUGGCCAACAGUAUGGAUAUAACUAUGAAUAGUUAG